UGGCAUUGCUCAAAACCCUAGCUUAUUGUCUGCACUGAACUUCAACAAUGGCCGCAGCAGCUCGCCCUCUGGUCUCUGUUCAAUCCAUGGAGGGCGACGCGGCGGCACCCACCAUCCCACUGCCUCAUGUGAUGAAGGCGUCAAUUCGACCCGACAUCGUCACCUUCGUUCACUCCAACAUUUCCCGAAACAGCCGCCAACCCUACGCCGUCAGCAGGCGCGCCGGCCACCAAACCUCCGCCGAGUCCUGGGGCACCGGCCGUGCAGUCUCCCGUAUCCCCCGAGUCCCCGGCGGCGGAACCCACCGCGCCGGCCAGGGAGCCUUCGGCAACAUGUGCCGCGGCGGUCGCAUGUUCGCUCCCACCAAGAUCUGGCGACGCUGGCACCGCAAGAUCAACGUCAACCAGAAGCGCUACGCCGUCGUCUCCGCCAUCGCCGCCUCCGCUAUCCCCUCACUCGUUCAGGCCCGCGGUCACAAAAUCGAGUCAGUCCCGGAGCUUCCUCUUGUAGUCAGUGACUCCAUGGAAGCAAUGGAGAAAAGCAAGGAAGCGGUGAAGGUUCUGAAGCAAAUUGGCGCUUUCCCAGACGCUGAGAAAGCGAAGGACAGCCAUGGCAUUCGAUCAGGGAAGGGGAAGAUGAGGAACCGAAGGUACAUUUCACGCAAGGGUCCUCUUAUUGUGUACGGAACUGAAGGAGCCAAAGCCGUGAAAGCUUUCAGGAACAUUCCAGGUGUUGAGGUGGCGAAUGUUGAGAGGCUGAACCUUCUGAAGUUGGCACCGGGUGGUCACCUUGGAAGGUUCAUUAUAUGGACUAAGUCUGCGUUUGAGAAACUUGACUCCAUAUAUGGGUCAUUCGAGAAGGCUUCUGAGAAGAAGAAUGGUUACCUGCUUCCCAGGUCAAAGAUGGUAAACUCGGACCUCGCCAGGAUCAUUAACUCUGAUGAGGUUCAGUCUGUGGUUAGGCCCAUUAACAAGGAGGUUAAGAGGGCUACACUCAAGAAGAACCCCCUCAAGAAUCUCAAUGUUAUGUUGAGGCUCAAUCCCUAUGCCAAAACAGCAAAGAGGAUGUCACUUCUCGCUGAGUCACAGCGCGUCAAAGCUAAGAAGGAGCUUCUCCACAAGAAGCGCAACACUGUCCCCAAGGAGGCUGCUGCUGCUACCAAGGCUGCUGGAAAAUCAUGGUAUCAAACCAUGGUCUCCGACUCUGACUAUGCUGAAUUUGACAACUUUUCUAAGUGGUUGGGUGUUUCCCAGUGAAAUCUGAGUAUCGUUUCGAUUUUGUUUUGUUACUCUGCUUUGCUUUGGAUUAUAAUUCUUUGCAGUUUUGAUACGCAAUUAUAUUGUGGGGGAGGAGAGCUUGCAGAAUACUAUGGCCUGUUUAGUUUUAGACUUUAGUAAACAUCUUACUUUUCAUUUUCAUAUUUUAAUGUUUUCUAAAGACAUGAUUGGUUU
Gastrolobium bilobum is the source of this 1451-nucleotide messenger RNA. RefSeq names its product large ribosomal subunit protein uL4-like. Bases 48 to 1256 code for a protein of 402 amino acids. Gene Ontology annotation, biological process: translation. The transcript is spliced from 2 exons. Gene Ontology annotation, cellular component: ribosome; cytosolic large ribosomal subunit. NCBI's taxonomy places the organism in Eukaryota, Viridiplantae, Streptophyta, Magnoliopsida, Fabales, Fabaceae. The record is from RefSeq and is a predicted model, not a curated record. Gene Ontology annotation, molecular function: RNA binding; structural constituent of ribosome.